Molecule: messenger RNA, 897 nt
Organism: Eremothecium gossypii ATCC 10895
Lineage: Eukaryota; Fungi; Ascomycota; Saccharomycetes; Saccharomycetales; Saccharomycetaceae
Product: RNA-binding protein
Exons: 1
Coding region: 1-897 (298 amino acids)
Cellular component (GO): nucleus; ribonucleoprotein complex; cytoplasm
Molecular function (GO): mRNA binding
Source: RefSeq, marked provisional
AUGGCGUCAAAGACAGCGACGGCAGAGCAGACGGGCGCUGCGGCGGUCAAGCCGGACGUGGACCCCGACACGACGAUCUUCAUCGGGAACCUGGCGGGCGACUGCUCGGAGGAGGACCUCAAGCAGGUGUUCGGGGCGCACGUGGAGGUGGAGAUCCCGUCGAACAAAACGGGCAAGUUCUACAAGCAGCGGUACGCGUUCGUCAAGUUCCCGGCGAAGAUAGACUUCGAGGAGGUGAAGGAGAAGUACGACAAGACGGUGGUGCGCGAGCGCAGCAUCUACGUGCGGCAGGCGCUGACCAAAGAGCAGCGCGACCUACACAAGCAGGCGCAGCGCGGCAGCCGGGUGGCGACGCGCGGCAGCCGGCGCGGCAAGAGGUUCGUGCGCGGGCAGGCGGUGCCCGCGCCGCCGCAGCGCGAGAAGGUGCCGCUGGACCAGCUGGAGCGCUCGUCGGACACGCUGUACGUGAACAACAUCCCGUACUACACCACGAAGGAGGAGAUCGCGGAGUUCUUCGGCACGAAGCCGGAGCUGAUCGUGCUGCCCAUGCGGCGCAUGCGCGACACCGUAUCGAACCGCUUCUUCUACUCCAAGUCCAUGAACCGCGGCAUCGUGUUCGUGGCCUUCGAGGGCAUGGAGGGCGACGCGAUUGUGCACAAGAUGGAGCAGUUCCAGGGCAAGGUGCUCAAGGACCGCGAGAUCACUGUCGACGUCGCGGCCAUCAAGCCCGAGUCAUACGACCACGAGCACGAGCACGAGCACGAGCACGAGCACGAGCACGAGUCCACGCCGGAGCUCGAGUCCACGCCGGAGAGCGUGUGGAAGAAGGCCAAGUCACCGGCCGCGGCGGCGCCGGCGCAGGUGUCCAUCGUGCCGGCGCAGGCAGAGGUCGCCUAG